AGGAACGGGCUAAAAUAUUUAAAUAUGAAUAGCGCACUGAUAUGUAUGCUAUUACCGGCAACACAGGUAGUCAUCUAUUGUCUAGUUUAUAGUAAACCGAUGAUUGAAAUGAAAAUUGCUGUAUUCAAUGAAGAGGACAUACAUGUUAAUAGUAAUAAUAACAACAGUGACUAUUUAACUACCGGUGCCGUAGCCGCUGACCAAACAACCUAUAGUCACAAUAUACUCGAAUCACUGAAACCAAUGGAACGACACCUACUGAGACCAGUCGGCUAUCCGACACUUGCGAGUGCUAUACAAGCGGUAGUCGAUGGCCAGGCAGUCGGUGCCGUAUGGUUUCAUCAGAACUAUUCGGAUUCAAUGGACUCGCGACUGGAUAAUCCGUACGAUGCCGAUCAGGAUAUACUAACAUCCAGUUCCCUACAUGUCUAUGUAGAUAAUUCCCAGAUAAUAUUUGGCAAUAUAUUUAUGCAUUCAUUGAGUGAUGCCGUUUGGUCAGUAGUAUCUAACUUAACGACUAACCAACCGGCCAAUCGGCAAUCAUCAUCAGCAGCACCCGGUGCUAGUGGUGGUCGUGCUAGUGGUGCACCACUAAUGAUGGACAUACCUAUCCGUGUUGAGAAAACACCCAAAUCGGCUAAUCUGAUAUUCAAAGAUACUGGCCUAGCGGCUAAUCUGAUGUUUUUUAUCUACCUAAGCCAGAUAGUACUGUCCUCACUGGGUCUGACACAGGAACGUAAAGACGGUCUAUUUGAACGAUCAUUGGUGGCCGGCGUUGGCCAUCAUUUGGUACUSRUAUCACAUUUGCURACYAACYUGGCACUGGUCAACAACGGUACCGGUAUGCUAGCGGCCGGGCUAUUGYUAGCAAUGGCCGUCAACGCGGUUACGUCGGGWCUGGUCAUAUCGGCUGCACUCUAUGAAGAAUAUCAUUGUAUGAUUGUCCUGGGGUUCCUGUGCGCCCCCCAAUUGUUUACGUCGGGUAUGUUUUGGCCMCUGGAAUCSCUGGACCCCCUACUACAACUAGCCAACCGAUUGAGCCCCCUGUGUGUCCCAGUGGAAACUAUGCGCAAUAUUAUAUUGCGCGGUUGGCCACUGGCCAAUCGGGCGGUUAUGUUCGGGUUUGCCGUAACCCUGGCACCCAGUCUACUGUUUCUGGUACUGGCCUUGUUUAUAUUUAGAUAUAGACAAUUUUAG
This is a messenger RNA of Oppia nitens, 1197 nucleotides long. RefSeq lists its product as uncharacterized. Gene Ontology annotation, cellular component: plasma membrane. The transcript has 2 exons. Lineage: Eukaryota; Metazoa; Arthropoda; Arachnida; Sarcoptiformes; Oppiidae. Bases 25 to 1197 code for a protein of 390 amino acids. Gene Ontology annotation, molecular function: ABC-type transporter activity. Gene Ontology annotation, biological process: transmembrane transport. The record is from RefSeq and is a predicted model, not a curated record.